Messenger RNA from Jaminaea rosea, 2023 nucleotides. RefSeq lists its product as hypothetical. The transcript has a single exon. Bases 244 to 1824 code for a protein of 526 amino acids. The record is from RefSeq and is a predicted model, not a curated record. Lineage: Eukaryota; Fungi; Basidiomycota; Exobasidiomycetes; Microstromatales.
CUUUACUCCACUGCGCUUCUCUCCGACGUCGAAAUCGAAAUCGCAAUGGCGUCAGGCCGCUACUGACCAAGUGCUGCGCUAUGAAGCAUCCUCGUGCCUGAGUCGCCGCAAGGGCGUGCAGGAAAGCGAUGAGACUACCGGUCUCGCAAGACGAUAUUCGCUGAUCGGCGCUUUUCUCGCCGUAUAUGAAGGGCUUAGAAUGGAUUGUUCUUUCAUGCUCUCCCCUCCCUCAUCCUCAACAACAUGCGUGCCUCAACCACCGGACUGUUGGCUGCGGUCACGGCCGCCUUCAUGGCUGCUUCGGCCGCGGCGCUGCCUCAGCACCAUCUGACUGCCCGAGCGGGCACUGCCUCAUCGUCGAGCAGUGCUGCCUCAGCCACGUCGACCGCUUCUUCGGACAACGUUGGUACGACCAGCCUCGACGGCAAGGAGUUUGUGAAUCAUGGGCUCGUUGCCUUUGGCCGCAUCUCAGCCGCUGACGUCGACUCCUUCGGCGAGUCAAUCGGCGGCGUUGGCUCAGCCAUCGCCCUCGAGUCAUUCUCAAAGAAGGCAGACGGCUCCUUCUCUGGCUCAAUCCGCCUGCAACCUGAUCGUGGCCACAAUCAGGGAGGCGCGGCCACGAGCGACUACCGGGCUCGCUCGCACCUCUACGAUCUGGCCUUCACGCCACUCGACAAGGCAGCCAAGACGCCUGCGAGCGAGAACUUCAAGCUGACCUAUCGCAACACGCUCCUCUACAAGCAAGGCUCCAACUUUACCACUGGUCUCGACCCGGACCAGGUCAGGCAGGGUCAGCCUCCGUUGCCAGUGGCCAGCUACGAUAAUCAUGUCACAUUCGAUACCGAAGGUCUCGUUGACGUUGGCCCCGUACUUAUUGUGAGCGACGAGUACGGCCCCUACAUUUACGCCAUCGAAAAGGCCAGCGGCCGCGUCUUUGCGACUUUGGCCCCUCCCGCAGCAAUCGUUCCUAUGAGGGACGGCAAGACAAACUUCACUGCCCUCUCCAACCCCACGACGGGGCGUACGGCCAACCAAGGCUUCGAAGGCCUCACGCUCGACCGUAGCAACGGGAUGCUCUGGGCCCUCCUCCAGUCAGCCACGAUUCAGGAUGGGGGCUCAAGCAAGACGACGAACCGCUACUCUCGCCUGUUGGGCUGGGCUUACGAUCCGACCAAGCCCUUCAACCUUCAGCCCACCCUCAAGGAAGAGUACGUCGUCCAGCUCCCUGCCUCUGGGAAGGGCAACACCCGAGCCAGCUCCGAGCUGCACAUUGUUGGGGACGGAGUCUUCCUUGUCCUCGCCCGCGACGGCAAUGGGUUUGGAGACAACACAGCUCAGACGACGUACAAGCAGGCGGCUCUGGUCUCUACCAAGGAAGACAAUCCCACGAACAUCGCAGGAACAAAGUACGACCAGCCCCAGAACCCAGUCAGCCCUGGAGGGAACCUCGUUGCGGGCAUCACGCCGGCGGUCGUGCACGACUUCGUCGAUCUGAGGGCUACGGACCAACUUUCCAAGUUCGGUCUACGCAACGAUGGGGCUUUUGAUCAGAAUCUCAUCGCGAGCAAGCUCGAGUCCCUCGCCCUCGCCUCGGUCGGGGACAAGCAGAGCCCGGAUGACUACUUCUUGUUUGUGGUGAGCGACAAUGACUUUGUCACGCUUGACGGAAAGCAGGCUGGACAGAUCAACGGAACUGGUGCCUACGUGCUGGCCUCGUACCAGGACCCGUACGCCCAGCAGCAUGGGUCUGGGGACACGCAGGCCUUUGUCUACCGCGUGACCUUGCCUGGGUACCGGCAGCCAGCUUUCCUUGGCCCAAACUAAGGAUCGUGCCGCAAUCUUAGCGCAACCUCCCAUGCUACUUAUCGCCUCGCAAUACAGUACCAUUGCUCCAAGCCGUGACGGCCUACAGCGUUGCGUGUGAAGCCAUUGCAGUUGAGAUAUUACUGAGACAAGUGCAUGACAAGCAGGGUAUCGAGCGAGCAAUGUAUCGAAGUAAUCCGCCUCGUCUAUAAAUCUCCAG